Octopus sinensis (East Asian common octopus) is the source of this 3046-nucleotide messenger RNA. RefSeq names its product amidophosphoribosyltransferase-like. Gene Ontology annotation, biological process: purine nucleobase biosynthetic process; purine nucleotide biosynthetic process. NCBI's taxonomy places the organism in Eukaryota, Metazoa, Mollusca, Cephalopoda, Octopoda, Octopodidae. The transcript has 11 exons. The record is from RefSeq and is a predicted model, not a curated record. Bases 766 to 2292 code for a protein of 508 amino acids. Gene Ontology annotation, molecular function: amidophosphoribosyltransferase activity.
CUAAUACAUUCUUAGAAUAUAGCUGAGAUGGAAAAAGAAAUUAUAAUUUAGGUUUUACAGGAAGGAAAGAAGCAUAAAGAAUAAAAGUAUUGAAGAUUGAAUUAUCGAGACGAAGAAGAACAAAAAUCGUCAUUUAUUUUUUUAAUGUUUUUUAUUUAGUCGUCCACAUAUAAUUAAGAUAUAAUUAAUUAAAAUAUAAAAAUAAAAACUUUAAAAGAAGCGUCGAAGUAAAACUUCUUCGUAAGGCGCCAAAAUUGAACAUUUUAUAUAUGCAGUUGUUAUUUAACCCCGGGUCAGUCCUGAUUGAGCAGACUUAUGAGCAAAGACAUUACAAAGCGUUCCGACCGAGACCAACCCGUGUUGAUGGUUUUUAAGGAUAUGCAGGACUACAUUAAUCAACAAGUACAUGCUUUUAAUUUAGACGAUGAGGUGUAAGAAGAGGAAGAUUUAGCUGUUGUUAGCAGCAUGUCGGACGACCACGUAGUGUCUCCCUCGUUGGUUUAUAUAACCACAGUUUGUAGCCCAAGUUGUUAGUCUCGUACACACCAAGGUAGCUGCAGUGUCAAGCGCCAAUUAUUAUAAAUUAAUAAAAGCCACGUGCGUUUCCGUUGUCAUCCCUGUCUGGCCUUAUUUAUUUCUUUAAACGUCCCAUUUGAACUCCUUUCCACAGCAGUAAGCCACAGUGAGUGCUUGAGGAGUGCCCGCUAUUACUGUAAUAGGUACAGGUUACGAGGAGCUGGGUCGAAGGAGGUGACUCGAACCGAAAUGUGUACGAAUGAGGAAUUCUUUAUACCUGAUGACGAAAGUGGACUGGAAGAAGCCUGUGGGGUCUUUGGUUGCGUUGCCAGUGGGGAAUGGCCUCAACCACCGAAAACAACCGAUUUGGAUGUCCCCCACAUUAUUUGCCUGGGUCUGGUCGGUCUACAACAUCGGGGCCAAGAGAGUGCAGGGAUUGUAACGAGCACUGGAAAUGAAAUACAUUUCACUCAAAAGAAAGGAAUGGGCCUUGUCAGUCAUAUCUUCCGAGAGGAAGAAAUUUCACAACUCCGUGGAAAUCUUGGAAUCGGCCACACACGUUAUUCCACGGCUGGAUCUUCUAACAUCAUCAAUUGCCAACCGUUUGUGGUUGACACAUUACACGGAAAGAUUGGUGUGGCGCACAACGGCGAAUUGGUUAAUGCCAAGUCUCUGAGAAAGAAGUUACUUAGGCAUGGAGUGGGUCUUUCUACCAGCACCGACAGUGAACUAAUAACACAAGUUCUUACACACACACCACAGGAGGGAGAACCAAAUGGAUGUAACUGGAUCACAAGGAUAAAGAAUCUCAUGAAAAUCACCAGCAUAUCGUAUUCUCUGCUAAUCAUGCAUAAAUCAAAGAUCUAUGCUGUCCGAGAUCCAUUUGGGAACCGUCCACUUUGUAUUGGUCAGCUGCAAUCAAUCAACACCACAGAUGAAGAAGUUUAUAAACAGAUUGAUGGUUGGCUGGUUUCUUCAGAAUCCUGUUCAUUCCAAGCUGUUGGUGCCAAAUAUAUCCGAGAAGUUUUACCAGGUGAAAUAGUUGAGAUUAGUCAAAGUGGAGUUAAGUCCCUUUGUCGAGUUCCUUGCCCUGGCAACAAACCUUCUGCUUUCUGCAUCUUCGAGUAUGUCUAUUUUGCCCGACCGGACAGCAUUAUGGAAGGUCAAAUGGUGUAUUCUGUGAGGAAGCGGUGUGGUCAACAACUGGCCAUAGAAUUCCCUGUUAACGUAGACCUGGUCAGCACCGUCCCUGAAUCAGCAACACCUGCUGCCAUGGCUUAUGCCGAAAUGCUUGGUAUUCCAUACGGUGAAGUAUUGUGUAAGAAUCGCUAUGUUGGUCGAACAUUCAUCCAGCCGAGCUUGAGACUUCGGCAGCUUGGCGUCGCUAAGAAAUUUGGUGCAUUGACAGAGAACUUCAAAGGCAAACGAAUUGUCCUCAUUGACGAUUCUAUUGUACGGGGAACAACAAUGGCACCAAUCAUUAAACUACUGAAGACCUCAGGAGCUACAGAAGUCCACAUAAGGGUGGCUUCUCCACCUGUAAAAUACCCAUGUUAUAUGGGUAUCAACAUCCCAACCAAGGAGGAGUUGAUUGCUAACCAAUUUAAUUCUUCGCAACUGGCAGAACAUUUAGGUGCUGACAGUUUAGAAUAUCUCUCUGUUGAGGGGCUCCACUUAGCCGUGAAGAAAGGGGCUAAACAUAUGGAAGAUGAUGGUAAAAAUGGAUAUUGUGCUGCCUGCUUAACAGGAAAUUAUCCUGCAGAACUAGAUUGGUAAAAAGAAGACACUCAGAGGAAGCUGUUGAUAUUUUCAGUUCAUUCCUUCCUCACUCUCUCUUGGAUGUUGCAUUUAAAGAAUUCAUAGAUUUUCAAUUAAAUGUCCGAGAUGAGUGUUUGUUGAUGAGAUUAGAAUUGUUUGAUCCAAUUAACUUCAUCAUUAGAGUAGACAUUUACGACAUUGUGUGUGUGUGGUUUGUUGAAACUGAACUUUAGUCUUGUAACUUAAGUUUCUCAUCAUUGUGGUAUCAGGUGAGAAUGCGUGUGUGUGUAUAUUUAUAUAUACUGGUCUUUGCCUCUAUCCAUUUGAUUCUGACAAGUCGCCUGUACAACUAAUCUCUUUAUACAUGCGAAAUCAAUGAUCUCUCUCUCUCUCUCUCUGACCAGCCAUACCAAACAACCUUCUAAAUAUAUAUGUGUGCACACACACACACUCUCUCACAAACUUGCAGUCUCUGAUUGAAACCAGAUGUCUAAUUCCUUGAAAUAUCUCUUGUUCCAGACUGGAUUUGAAAUCAACGUUAUUACCUCCCUUUGUUUAGGUUCCAUUUUCUAUUUCCCCCAAAGUAUCUUGUCAUAUGCGGCCGUGAUUUUUCUGGCUAAACAGAUUACUGCCCUAUGUUUAACACUAAAGUUCCCAUCUACAAAUCACUCCUGCGGCCAUAUACACAUACAUACAUACACACACAUAUAUGUAUGAGUGAGAGAGAAGUAAAUGUCCACUCUAAAGAUGAAUUUAACAAUCAGUAAUAUUA